AUGGGCACUGAUGCUGCUCCUGUACGAUUUUCCAUCGAACAUGUGCCGACAGCGAAGUUUGGGGACGCCGAUGUACUUUCCCGGCUGAUCAAACACCAUACAAAGCCCGACGAGGAUUAUGUGAUCGCUUCUUUGGUUCUCGAGGAUCACCUGAGGUCAGUUGCUUCCGAUUCUCUUAAUGCACUUCCCCUUACUUUUAGCGACAUUCAACAAGCCAUGCAAACCGAUCUGGUUAUGAAGAAGGUCUACCGCUUUUUGCAAGACGGUUGGCCUGAUCCAAAAGCUCUAUCCAUUCCUGAGCUCAAGCGCUUUUACGACCGAAGAGAAUCCCUCACGAUUGUCGACGGUUGCAUACUUUUCGGGGAACGGUUGGCCAUUCCAGCUCCAUUCCGCAAGCGCUGUCUUGACCAGCUUCAUCGUGGCCACCCCGGCACUCAGCUUAUGAAAGCCAUCGCUCGUUCAUACGUUUAUUGGCCGAAUGUUGACAACGAAAUCUCCAGCUACGUCCAGGCUUGCCGACACUGUGCACUGACAGCGAAAUCUCCACCACACUCUGCACCUUCGCUGUGGCCCAAAUCCACCAAGCCAUGGGAACGAGUGCACAUUGAUUAUGCUGGACCAAUCGAAGGAGAUUACUUCCUGCUUGUGAUCGAUUCCUUCACCAAGUGGCCUGAGAUCGUUCGAACAAGCAGCACCACAAGCACAGCUACAAUCAACAUUCUCCGAGAUCUCUUCGCUCGUUUUGGAAUGCCGACAACUUUGGUGAGCGACAACGGGCCCCAGUUUUGCAGCGCUUUGUUCCAAACCUUCUGCGCUGAAAACGGCAUACAGCAUCUCACCACGGCACCUUUCCACCCACAAUCGAACGGCCAAGCUGAACGAUUUGUGGACACCUUCAAACGGGCCAUACGAAAAAUUCGAGAGGGGAGAAGCUCGGUACCGAUAAGCGAAGCGUUGUGUACCUUUUUGCUGACCUACAGAAGCACACCCAAUCCAGCGACGCCUGAAGGGAAGUUGCCAAGCGAAGCUAUGUUCUGCAGGCCAAUCCGAACAUCCUUGGAUCUACUUCGCCCACCAGUUCACAGCGAAAAUCCACCAGCAGAGCUCAACCGAAGCUUCCAGAGCCAUGACUCGGUUUACGCGAAGGUGUUUUCAAGAAACCAAUGGCACUGGACACCUGGAACGAUUGUCGAACGAAUCGGAAACGUCAUGUUCAACGUGCGUCUGGAGAACGGUAAGCUUGUGCGAUCCCACUUAAACCAGCUUCGUAAUCGUACUCCAAGUGGGCCAAUGAAUUCUCCAAAACCAUCGCAACUUCCGUUAACCAUUCUGCUGGACGCCUGGAACUUGCCAGAACCUCCAACACGGGCCUCAACCUCUGCGCAAUCCAGCCCACCAUCAACAGCGCAUGGUCGUUCAGCUUCGCUGCCAACUUCUACACCGAACACUGUUGUGCGAGAACCAAGGCAGUCACCAGAUAUCCCACCGAUGUCACCAUUGCCCUCAACGUCUUCUACUACCUCACCAUCAAGCUCUUCUGAUACAGUUGAGUUUCAAUCAGCCAUCGAGCAAACAGCUGUACACUUGCCUCGUCGAUCUUCUCGGACUAGAAGACCGCCGAUCCGGUUUGAUCCGUACCAGCUGUAUUAA
Molecule: messenger RNA, 1650 nt
Organism: Uranotaenia lowii
Lineage: Eukaryota; Metazoa; Arthropoda; Insecta; Diptera; Culicidae
Exons: 1
Coding region: 1-1650 (549 amino acids)
Biological process (GO): DNA integration
Molecular function (GO): nucleic acid binding
Source: RefSeq, a predicted model, not a curated record